Cordyceps militaris CM01 is the source of this 1107-nucleotide messenger RNA. Its product is annotated as dehydrogenase/reductase SDR family. The record is from RefSeq and is a predicted model, not a curated record. Gene Ontology annotation, molecular function: oxidoreductase activity, acting on the CH-OH group of donors, NAD or NADP as acceptor. NCBI's taxonomy places the organism in Eukaryota, Fungi, Ascomycota, Sordariomycetes, Hypocreales, Cordycipitaceae. Bases 1 to 1107 code for a protein of 368 amino acids. The transcript has a single exon.
AUGUCUGGCGUCAUCUACGCACUCGAGCACUCGCCCAUUGCAAAGGCUGUCGGUGCCGUCGCCGGGCUGACACUCAACCCCCUCGUCACGGGCGCACUGCUCGCGUUCCUCGUGCGCGCCCCCGCCGACGUUCUCGCGCAGACGCUCCAGCGCGCGUCUCUCCCAGCCGACUAUGACCUCAGCACCGCCAAGACGGUGCUCAAGGUGCUGCUCGGCAUCGGCCUCACGCGCACCGUGAACCGCAAGCUCAGCGACAUGGCCGCCAACGCCUGGCGGUGGGGGCCCGCGCCCGGCUGGGACUGGCCCCGCGAGAUUGCCGUCGUCACGGGCGGCUGCAGCGGCAUCGGGCUCGCCAUUGUGCGCAAGCUGCGCGCCAAGGGCAUCCGCGUCGCCGUGCUCGACAUCCAGGCCCCGCCGGCCGAGCUGAGCCGCGACGCCGCCGGCAUCCGGUACUACAAGUGCGACGUGACGUCGUCGGCGUCGGUCGCCGACGUGGCCGCCGCCAUCCGCCGCGACCUCGGCGACCCGACCAUCCUCGUCAACAACGCCGGCAUCGCCGUGCCGACCAACAUCCUCGACAUUUCGGAAAAGGCGCUGCACAAGAUCUUCGCCAUCAACACCAUGUGCCACUGGAUCACGUGCCAGCAGUUCCUGCCGUCCAUGAUCACGGCCGACAAGGGCCACGUCGUCACCAUUGCCUCGGUCGCGUCCUUUGUCAGCCUGCCCGGCCACGCCGACUACGGCGCGACAAAGGCCUCGGCGCUGGCCUUCCACGAGGCCCUGCGCACCGAGCUGCGCCAUGCGUACAAUGCGCCCAACGUGCUCGCCACCGUCGUCCACCCCAACUUUGUCGCCACCCCGCUGCUCACGGAAUUCGAGAAGAACCUGACCGACAACGGCGUCCGCAUGCUCACCCCCGAGCAGGUCGCCGACGCUACUACCGAGCGCAUCUUUGCCCGCAAGGGCGGCCAGGUCGUCAUCCCCAAGUCUUCGGCCGGCACCUCGGCGCUGCGCGGCUGGCCGACCUGGAUCCAGGUCAUUAUUCACGACGUUUUGGGCGCCCAGACGGCAAAGAUGAAUGCGGCCAAGAAAGCGGCCAGCAACUAA